Symbiodinium sp. CCMP2592 is the source of this 3015-nucleotide messenger RNA. The record is from the annotation of a GenBank genome assembly. NCBI's taxonomy places the organism in Eukaryota, Dinophyceae, Suessiales, Symbiodiniaceae.
AUGUGGAGACUGUUUGCCAUAGCUGUGGCAUUGCUUGUGACGCUAUUGCCUCUGUGGCCCUCCCAGCGUCACUUUGCCCUCCUGAGCUGCAAGCAAAAUGAUUGCUUCGGACAUGGUGAGAAGCACCCUGAACACAGAGGCACCAACAGUUUCUUGCCUGUUGCGGUGCCUUCGGACUCAAGCCAGCAGCAGAUCAUCACCAACUCAAUUGUUGCUUUCGGCAUGCCGAAAACGACAACCGGCUCUAUCCGGACCAGCACGACUUCUCCCGACAGCCGGAAGACGACAACGGGCUCUAUCCGGACCAGCACGACUUCUCCCGACAGCCCGCAGACGACAACGGGCUCUAUCCGGACCAGCACGACUUCUCCCGACAGCCCGAAGACGACAACGGGCUCUAUCCGGACCAGCACGACUUCUCCCGACAGCCCGCAGACGACAACGGGCUCUAUCCGGACCAGCACGACUUCUCCCGACAGCCCGAAGACGACAACGGGCUCUAUCCGGACCAGCACGACUUCUCCCGACAGCCCGAAGACGACAACGGGCUCUAUCCGGACCAGCACGACUUCUCCCGACAGCCCGCAGACGACAACGGGCUCUAUCCGGACCAGCACGACUUCUCCCGACAGCCCGCAACAGGAAGAUGCCCGAACUUGCAAGCAUGAUCUAUCAGGCAGGUUGUACCGCAAGGCUCGGAAUUUCCAGGAUGACUAUGUGGCCACUGCAGGACUGAUGUUGGUGGAUGCUUUUGUGCAUCCUUCAAAGCACUUCGCAUACGUCUUGUUCAGUCGCCAGAGGGGCGACGCGAAUGGUCCAGGUUUUGUGACAGGUCAGGAGCAGCUCCGCUUCGCCCGGCACGUGUCAUUUAACUGCUAUUGGGUCUCACCUGAGAACCCCUCGCAGCUGCUGCACAUGGCAUCAGAUUCGAGCUGGCAAAACAGGACCUACAAGGGUCAAAAAGAUGACCUCUACCAGUUAAUCACGGCGAAGUGCGAUGCUGGUAACGUUGCCGCUGGUAUGCUUCAGGAACCUCUGCUGAUGAACAUCACGGCCACAGCUGAGGGCAAGAUUCUGGCACGUUGGGAGAAUGUUAUGGUAUGUCACGAGCCCCUUUCCCCGACCCCUGUCCGCUCGAUCGUCUGCACCGCGGCCCUGCGGGAAGGGAGGAAUCCGCACUCUGGAGCCGUGUACGAACCGAAGAGCAUGGACCCGUACAUCAAGAAUUGGGUGGAAUAUAGCCUUGGAAUCGGCUUCGACAUGGUCUUGAUGUAUUUCGAGGACCAAGACCUAUCCCCGAUGGAGGACAUGCUUCGGCCCUAUAUCGACUCCCACAAGGUGGUACUGGUCAGGUCCUAUUUCCACGGCAUCACUGGUCAUGGUUGGAGCCCAUUGCUGUAUUUGCAGGAGAAUCACUGCCUUUGGAGAUCCAAGGGAUUGGCAAGAUACGUCGCACACAAUGAUGUCGAUGAGUGGGUGGACUUAAACGCAAACUUCUCCAGUAUCAACGACUACAUGCAUGAAAGACUGGGAAACAGCAACUAUGCUGCAGUAUCCAUCCCGGAACGUCGCUGGAAAGUUCCGGGUCUUCACGGCUCAAGAGGCGGAUACGACUUCGACAUAUACCCGUGCGAUGAGAUCUGUAUGACUGGCCCUAGUGACAGAAACAAGUUGCUGAUGCACACGGAGCGCGUGAACGAGUACAACGUGCAUUGGAUCCGGGUACCACCGCAGGAUUCUUCGAGUACCUUAACACCACCACCCAGCGAGAUUCGAUUGGUGCAUUUUCGGUUGGUCCACCUUCUCAAACCCGAAAAUAUACUGGUUUGCCCGGAGGGCUUCGUGGGCCCUCAAUUCAACUCCAGUUUUGCCACAUUCGUGAAGGAGAGGUGCCCAAGCAUCUUACCGCAACUGCCCAACUACACCGAGCUACCACCGUUUUGGCGCCGCCGGCGAGCACCGCGGCCGGUGGUCGAGAAUGCCAUGGAGCAGAUCUCCAGCGUCAUGGCCCAACUCCAGGGCCUCAAGAAUCAGCUGAAGGGCCUGCAGGAUCCGAAUCCGAAGAUCCUUCAAGCACCAGGCGGCGAAUGCCUAGAAGUUCCAAGUUCCCAAGCAGGACCUGAGUCACUGCCACCCGGGCUUCCGCAGGCACAGGCAGCCAGGACUGUUCAAGCAGGAAACGAGUCGCAUCUCGCAGUUCCGAAGACGCCACCCGAGGGCGCCCCGCAAGAUCCGCCUCCGCUCCCGAGCCCGCAGAAGAAGGCGGCGCCCCUGGGAGCCAAACCGCUCUGGCUGCAGCAGCAACAGCCGGGGACCACCGUUCCUGCAGCCCCACUACAGCAGCACGCGGCCCCGGAUUUGGCAGGAGGCGCUCCCCCACCGCCGCCGGCCGAUGCGUCGCCCAAAAGAAAGGCGCCACCCUUAGGAAUCGAUGCCACCACCGUGGCGCCUUGCACGGCCCCUGCCCCUGCGCCUGCGCCCAUCGCCCGCAAGGCGCCCCCCGGAGCUGCGCCCCCCGGAGCUGAGAGCCUCUACAAGGCACCGCCGUCGAUGCACAAGGCGCCUCCAAGUGGCGCAAGUGAGUGGCCGCCCAGGGAAUCGUCAAGGCCUCCUGCGCCGCCCUUGCCUACACAGGACGUUCCGCCGACCUCGAAGCCCUCGCCGCCCCAGUUCAAGGCCCCGCCUUCGCAAUCGAUGGCACAACCGCCACCCGCUUUGACGUCUGCGCAGACGAGCAGCCCCCAGGCCAAGCCGGUGCCCAAGAAGGCGCCGCCCGUCUACACUCCAGCUCCCGUGAUACCGAAGCCUCCACCAAACGAUCAGAUUCCUUCGAAGGCGCCGCCCGCCAGCGCCAGGCUCAGGGAGCCUGGGGCUGGGCCGCCGCAGGCCCCGGCUCCGUGCAAGACGAAGGCACCGCCGGCGGCUGUGCAGCAAGGACCCAGAGCCGUUGCGGGAGACUACUACCUUCUCGCGAGUCGCGUGCAGCAGGAGGUCGUUGAAGUCGACUCUUCCUGA